Saccostrea cuccullata (small rock oyster) is the source of this 2081-nucleotide messenger RNA. RefSeq names its product histone H3.v1-like. NCBI's taxonomy places the organism in Eukaryota, Metazoa, Mollusca, Bivalvia, Ostreida, Ostreidae. Bases 24 to 1862 code for a protein of 612 amino acids. The transcript is spliced from 11 exons. The record is from RefSeq and is a predicted model, not a curated record. Gene Ontology annotation, cellular component: spindle pole; centrosome.
CAGGAGUGUGAUUUCUAGACAACAUGGCAACUGGUGAUCUGACAAACAAUAUCAGAAAACUUCAGAAAGAACUGAAGAUUAUGAAGUACCAGGAAAGUUUGGAUUUGAAUGGACUUGCACAGGGUAAGGCAUCAGCCCUUCUUCCCAUCUACCACUACGCAUUUACCACAUACAGCUGUUCCAUAGCAGAGCUGAUUGCCAGCACAGACACUGAGCUGUAUACCAAGACAGAUCUACGAUUCAUGGAGGGGUGCUACAAGAUUUUGAGGGACUUGUUUCAUUAUAAACCUCCUGUAACAAAGGAACAGUUUUUUAACAAUGGUUUUGUCGAAAGGAAAAUUAUCAUGUGCACAGAAGUGAUGAAACUGAUUCAACUAAAGAACAAGUCUCUACAGCCUCAGAAAAAGGCCCCCACAACAACGACUAGUAACCUGGGACAGGUGGUCUCUAUGAAGCCCAGCAAGACCAAAGUGACUGACCAGACCCAAGUAAGACCCAACAGCUCUAGGAGAUCCAGGUCAUCCCUAGAUACCUACAGUUCACAGAGGGAGGGACUGCCAGACACUAAGAAUGCGGUUGUAUCUCCUCGUUCUCUAACAGAUUUUGAUCCCCAUCAGCAGGUUGUCAAUGAAUUGCUCCAACCAGCUGAGAACAUUCCAAAGCAUACAGCUCACCAUGUAUCAAAUAACAGAUUACUGGACAACCACUCACCAACAAAAGAUGCUGACACAUCCUCUUCAUCAGAAUCUUCAGACCAAGUCAUCACACAGAGGUCACCUCCAGUCCAUGUAGCCAGUGUGACCUCUCCACCUAGGGUCACCAAAGAGGUGCUGCCAUCUGCUGGUAGAAAUGUUAGAGGAUUUAAUUGGGCAGUUGUUACCCCUAGCAUUGCAAAAACCAGAUCGUCCAUUCCAUUUUCAAGUGAUAUCCCAGGCCAUGCUCAGUUCUGUUUAGAGGAGGAUGAGGAAGAGGAAGAAGAAGAGGAAGAGGAGGAUGGUAUAGAGACGGUGAUGGCCGCUACACCAGCACAUUCCAUCAUGGAGCCUCAUAAUGGAGAAACAAUCGAAACAGAGAGAAAUCACAACAGCAAUCCACAGCAGCCUCAAGCUGGCCAGGCCAACCAGCAAAUGUUAAAUGAAACUCAUAUACUCAAGGCUAUAGAGCAGCUGACUAAGUGUUUCGGGACUCUGGAGUCUGGAUUAACCAGGUCUAUUGAAUCUCUCAAUGCACGUAUGAUUCUUGUGGAAAAUAGGGUUUCUAUGAUGGAAAGCAAGAUUGAGGCAGUGUUAGCUGGUUCUCAAAGAAAAGAGGAGCCAACAUUACCACAGCCUACAAAUCACAAUGGAGUACCUCAGAGAUCUGCUGUAUCUGGCGUUAAUACCAAUCUUCAGGGUCAGGGACAGCAGAAUUACAAUAUGACAGAAAUUACCAGACCUCCUAGCAGCUCUACUCUAAAGAGCAAAGCAGAUAAUCCAAUAACAGUGUCAGGACAGGAAAGAAACAGUACAGAGCCUCAGCAGAUAACCACAAAUCACACAACAGAGAAAUCCCCCAAGUAUAAAGCUCCUCCGUAUCAGUCCGCCCUGUAUGAUGAUUCCACUCUGGUCAUGUUUUCCCCAAUUCGUCAUGUGGCAGGUACCCCUCAUCAGCAUAGGACUCCGGAGACCACAUUCUGUUCCAAUAAUAACGACACAACUGACCCGCGGCGAUCCAGUACUCCACAACACAACACAGUGGAGAUGGACACACAGAUUGUGCUUGGGGAAUCCAUGAACCUCCCUACUGGGGAUACAGAUACCCAGAGUCAAGUGAACAGGAUUAAAAAUCUAUUUAAAUCAACAGAAGUUAUGCUGAAAAACUGAAAGAAUGAGGACGAAAAAUGACAAUUUGUGUAGACUAAGAUUAGAGAGAAGAGUAUUAGAUUAAUUAUUUAAAUGUAUUGGCAGUACAGAGUAAUGUACGUGAUUGAUGAUUGCAAGCAUUAACAACUACCUCAUGUGUCAUAUUAACCAUGUGCUAAUGAUAAAUUAUGUCAUAAUUAAUAGAAUGCACUAGCUGUUAUUUGUUGUUAAUAAAUUAAU